CCCUGCUUUGCAGAAAAUUUUUGGAGGAAGAUGACGCAGAAAGCAACCCUAUUCAAAGGUCAACAGAAGAGGAAAACAAUUCCUCCCAAUCGCCAUGGAAAAAUCCCCCAAACUCGUAAAGGGAAAAGAGUUGUGAAGCCAUCGAAGACAACCAAAGAGAUGGAAACAGAUCGGGAAUUGAGCAAGUUUAUCAAUUACUGCAACGAGACGAAGGCCGCUACAUUAGCCAACAAGGAGGGUGGGCAGCUGAGUAUUGUGAAAACGCCGUCGGAUGCUGCUGGUAAUAGUAAUAAUGCAGCAAAGAAGUAAAGGAGGAUUUAGAAUUUUGUGAGAAUAGUGUGAAAUUAUUUGUGAUGUUAUUUCUUUCCCUUUUAUUUUUCCAUCUAUGUCUUCUAACGCUUUUCUCAAUUUUGUCGGCAGUAAUCGGUUACUAAUAUAUAUAAAAAUUUGUUUCAACUUUUGUAAAA
Molecule: messenger RNA, 467 nt
Organism: Cucurbita pepo subsp. pepo (vegetable marrow)
Lineage: Eukaryota; Viridiplantae; Streptophyta; Magnoliopsida; Cucurbitales; Cucurbitaceae
Product: 2,3-bisphosphoglycerate-dependent phosphoglycerate mutase
Source: RefSeq, a predicted model, not a curated record